Molecule: messenger RNA, 921 nt
Organism: Cucurbita maxima (winter squash)
Lineage: Eukaryota; Viridiplantae; Streptophyta; Magnoliopsida; Cucurbitales; Cucurbitaceae
Product: mitochondrial fission 1 protein A
Exons: 5
Coding region: 166-669 (167 amino acids)
Biological process (GO): mitochondrial fission; peroxisome fission; autophagy of mitochondrion
Cellular component (GO): peroxisomal membrane; mitochondrial outer membrane
Molecular function (GO): protein binding
Source: RefSeq, a predicted model, not a curated record
CUUUUUGAACCCAUUAUAAAUAUCUUGCUUCUCGAAACGUCCAAAAUCCAAUUUCUUCGUCUUUAAUCAUCUGUUUCGUUUCUUUGUCAUUAAGAUUCGGUGGAGAUUUUAUUGUAUAAAUUGGAAAUUUUGAUUUUUCUGAUAUUCACGGAAUCAUCGGAUUUAAUGGAAGCAAAAAUCGGCAAAUUGUUUGAGUCCGUUACUUCGUUCUUCGGCGGUGGCGACCAGAUCCCUUGGUGUGAUCGUGACGUUAUUGCGGGGUGUGAAAGAGAAGUUGCAGAGGCCAAUGAAGGUGCCUCUGAAGAACGCAAGAAUGAAAGCAUCAUGAGGUUAUCAUGGGCACUUGUUCAUUCAAGGCAGUCGGAGGAUAUUAAUCGUGGCAUUGCAAUGCUUGAAGCUUCCUUAAUCAAUGCUAGAACCCCUUUGGACCGGAGGGAGAAACUUUAUUUGCUGGCUGUUGGAUAUUACAGAAGUGGUGAAUAUGCAAGGAGUCGGCAGCUUGUAGAACAAUGUUUAGAGAUUGCACCUGAUUGGAGGCAGGCUUUAGCACUUAAAAAGACUGUGGAAGACCAAAUUGGAAAAGAUGGAAUCAUCGGUAUUGGCAUUACAGCUACAGCUGUGGGACUUAUAGCUGCUGGUAUUGCAGCGGCAGCUAGUCGAAGAGGUUGAAAUCUACACACUCACGCCAAAAUAUGCACACAAUUUAAGUGUUUCCCUCAAGAAUGGUUGUCUAAUAUUAUCAGUUUCGCCAUGAUAAGCAUGUAAUAUUAUCAGUUUCGCCUCAAGAAUGGUUGUCUACUAGGUGACUCCUGUAUCUUCUUUUUUUUUCUUUAUUUAUUUUUCUUUUGUAGGAGAAAUAAUCUCUGUUUGUAUGCAUCUUUCCCCAAUGUUAAUUUUUAUUCUAGUGCUGAAAAUGUUGGC